Hydra vulgaris (swiftwater hydra) is the source of this 1548-nucleotide messenger RNA. RefSeq lists its product as uncharacterized. Lineage: Eukaryota; Metazoa; Cnidaria; Hydrozoa; Anthoathecata; Hydridae. The record is from RefSeq and is a predicted model, not a curated record.
UGUCAGACUCCAAUAUCAAUUUCCACAACCUUGUCAACACCCUCAUCACAAACAACUCUAACAGAUAUAUUUGAGCUAAAAAAUAAAAGCUAACAUGAGCAGUACUUAUGCCAACAUGAAAAUAUUAUCUAGGUGGUUGAAAACCAAGAACAUCAUUUGUGCUUCAAACGCACAACAAAGAAGCCUGGCUAAGAAAUGGUCAUGUGAUGAUCUUAUUAUUGAAAAAGCUCAAUUUAUGGUUGAAAAAAAGGAGUCCAAAGGUUCUUUUGAAAUAAAAGAAUUGCCAUGUGCUUAUAUUAACAAUCUGCAUGGACAUAUAAUAAAUGUGCUAGAUAGAUUAGAAAGCAACAACUUACUAUUGAACAAAAAGAUUAAAGGCAAUGAAAUCCAUAUAAAAAUAGGAGGCGACCAUGGAGGUGGCUCGUUCAAAAUGUGUUACCAAGUAGUGAAUGUAGAGAAACCUAAUGCAAAAACAAACACAACUGUCUUUAACAUAUUUGAAGCAAGUGAUUGUAAAACAAAUCUGAAGUUUUCACUGUCAAGAUUUAAAUCAGAAAUCGAUUUGUUGCAAAAUACCAUUUGGAGAGAAAAACAGAUUCGUGUAUUUUUAUUUGGUGAUUACAAAUUCUUGUGUGCAAUCUAUGGAAUAACUGGUGCAACUGGUAGACACCCAUGCCUGUUUUGCAACAUCACAAGACAAGGAAUGUCAACUCCAAUUAAGGACAACAUUGAAAUGCGAUCACUUGAGACACUAGAUUCACAUUUAGAAAAAUAUAAAAAUCAUGGUUCAGAUCCCAAGUUUGCCAAGCUAUGUGAUAAUGUUAUUGACCAAAGGUUAUUUAAUGUGCCACUUGAUCAGAUCGGAAUUCCAGCAUUACACAUCUCACUUGGUACGUAUUUAAAAUUCUUCAACAUGUUAGAAGACUCUUGUCAUACAAUUGAUGUCAAAAUUGCAGGUCGAAUGGCAGUAAAUAACCAAACACUUGAAGACUGUGAAGAGUUUAACAAAUAUAUUGAGAAGCAGCGUCAAAUAAAACAACUUCAGAUAAGUAUUCAGGAUCUUGAAAAUAAAACACGUAUCAUAACAGAAGCACUUGAAACUCACAUAUUAUCUAACCCUGAAAAUGAAGAAUAUAUAAAGUUAGUAUUUGAACCACGCAUAAUUCACUUUGAAGAGAAAAAAAAAGAAAAGAUCUCAGAAUUGGAAAUAAUGAAAGAAACUGACCAUGUAAAGAUGUCAUUUGGUCCACUAGUAAAUAAACUCGACGAGGUACUUAAUUUGUUAGGAGUGCAAAGACAAGCAUACCAUGGAAAAAGUUUUGUUGGUAACCAUGUUAACAAAAUGUUAAAGAUGAAAAGUAUCCUCGAACUAUGCAACUCAAUACCAUAGCUCGUAGUCGAACUUGGGUUCAAGGAUACUGACAUACAUAAAGAAACUAUUGAACUUUGUCAGAACUUUAAAGUCCUAUUUGAUAAGUUUGGGGUUUGCCACAAGCUUAUUAACUCCUGCAAGCAGUUCAAUGAAGAAAACAUUCAAAAUCUUGGUAU